AUGGCGAAGGGUCUGCAGGGCUGCUUGUGCACCAUGCUGCUGCUGUUCUGUGCCAUCCAGGAGCUGGGGUCCUGGGCCAUGCACACGGCGGUGGAGGGCCCUGGCCUCGGGGAGCCCGGGGAUCCUGCGCUGCUGGCCGGCGGGCGAGUGAAGCGUGGCUGGGUCUGGAACCAGUUCUUUGUGGUGGAGGAGUACACGGGCACGGAGCCGCUCUAUGUGGGGAAGAUCCACUCGGACUCGGAUGAGGGAGACGGCUCCAUCAAGUACACCAUCUCCGGGGAGGGCGCGGGGACCAUCUUCCUCAUCGAUGAGAUCACAGGUGACAUCCACGCCACCGAGCGCCUGGACCGGGAGCAGAAAACCUUCUACACGCUGCGGGCACAGGCGCGGGACCGGCAGACGGACCAGCUGCUGGAGCCCGAGUCAGAGUUCAUCAUCAAGGUGCAGGACAUCAACGACAGCGAGCCACGCUUCCUGGAGGGGCCCUACAUCGGCAGCGUGGCAGAGCUGUCCCCCGUCGGCACCUCUGUGAUGCAGGUGAUGGCCUCUGAUGCCGACGACCCCACCUAUGGGAGCAGCGCCCGGGUGGUCUACAGCGUGCUGGAGGGGGAGCAGCACUUCACUGUGGACAGCAAAACAGGUGUGAUCCGGACCGCCGUGGCAGACCUGGACCGUGAGACGCAGGACCGCUAUGAGGUGGUGAUCCGUGCCACAGACAUGGCAGGACAGCUGGGUGGCCUGUCUGGAUCCACCACGGUCACCAUCGUGGUCACUGAUGUCAACGACAACCCGCCACGCUUCCCUCAGAAGAUGUAUCAGUUCAGCAUUGUUGAAACGGCCCCCGUGGGCACUGCCAUCGGGAGGGUGAAGGCAGAGGACUCUGACGUCGGGGAGAACACGGACAUGACAUAUCAAGUGAAGGAUGAGGAAGGGGUGGAGAUGUUCAAAGUCACCACCGACAGCAACACCCAAGAGGCUGUCAUCACAGUACAGAAGCCUCUUGACUACGAGUCAAAAAAAGUGCACACUGUCGUGGUGGAGGCCCUCAACAAGUUCGUGGACCCACGGUUUGUGGACCUGGGCACCUUUCGGGACCAGACCAUCGUGCGGGUCUCAGUGCUGGACGUCGAUGAGCCCCCCGAGUUCCGGCCCCCCUCCAACCUGAUGGAGGUCCAGGAGGAUGCACACGUUGGGUCUGUCGUGGGGGUGGUCACUGCCCUGGACCCGGACACAGCGAACCACCCUGUCCGGUACGCCAUCGACCGCAGCACGGACACCGAGAGGAUCUUUGACAUCGAUGCCAAAACAGGAGCUAUUGUGACAGGAAAGGUCCUGGACAGGGAGACAGCAGGGUGGCACAACAUCACUGUCCUGGCCAUGGAAGCAGAUAAUCACUCCCAGGUGUCGAGGGCCUCUCUCCGUAUCCGAAUCCUGGACGUCAAUGACAAUCCACCUGAGCUUGCCACCCCCUAUGAAGCCGCUGUGUGUGAGGAUGCCAAGCCAGGCCAGCUGAUCCAGACAAUCAGUGUUGUGGACCGGGACGAGCCUCAGAGCGGCCACCGUUUCUACUUCACACUGGCGCCUGAAGCCACCAACAACCACCAUUUCUCUUUGCUGGAUAUUCAGGACAACACGGCAGCGGUGCACACACAGAGAGUGGGCUUCAAUCGCCAGGAGCAGGACGUGUACCUGCUCCCCAUCCUGGUGGUGGACAGCGGCCCCCCAGCCCUGAGCAGCACAGGGACUCUGACCAUCCGUGUGUGUGGCUGUGACAGCAACGGGGCCAUCCAGUCCUGCAACAGCACAGCCUACGUGGUGUCAGCCACACUGAGCCCCGGCGCCCUCAUCGCGCUGCUGGUCUGCGUCCUCAUUCUGGUUGUGCUGGUCCUUCUGAUCCUCACGCUGAAGCGGCACCACAAAAGCCACCUGACCUCUGAGGAUGACGAGGACAUGAGGGACAAUGUCAUCAAAUACAACGAUGAAGGAGGUGGUGAGCAGGACACGGAGGCCUAUGACAUGUCAGCCCUACGCAGCCUCUACGAUUUCAGUGAGAUCAAAGCUGGUGAUGGAGGCGGGGGGCCAGGAGAGGGGGGCCCAGGCAGAAGCCCAGCCUCCGAGCUCCAUGCCCUCCCACAGUGGGUGCAGAGCCCAGACCUGGACUUCUCUGUGUUCAGAGACUAUAUCUGCAGGAAGGUGGAGCAGGCGGACGAGGACCUCUCUGUGCCGCCCUAUGACUCAUUCCAGACCUAUGCUUUCGAGGGCUCGGACUCCCCAGUGCCCUCCCUGAGCUCCAUCAACACCUGGUCCAGCGGCUCCGAGCAGGACUUCUCCUACCUGGGGGGCUGGGGGCCGCGAUUCCGGCAGCUGGCAGCGCUGUACGCGGGGCGCAGGGGCGACGAGGACAGCGAGGAGUCCUAG
This is a messenger RNA of Pyrgilauda ruficollis (rufous-necked snowfinch), 2418 nucleotides long. It is a transcript of the gene CDH22, whose product is annotated as cadherin 22. NCBI's taxonomy places the organism in Eukaryota, Metazoa, Chordata, Aves, Passeriformes, Passeridae. The record is from RefSeq and is a predicted model, not a curated record. Gene Ontology annotation, molecular function: cadherin binding; calcium ion binding. The transcript has 11 exons. Gene Ontology annotation, cellular component: catenin complex; plasma membrane; adherens junction. Bases 1 to 2418 code for a protein of 805 amino acids. Gene Ontology annotation, biological process: adherens junction organization; cell-cell junction assembly; cell morphogenesis.